This is a messenger RNA of Papaver somniferum (opium poppy), 2592 nucleotides long. RefSeq lists its product as uncharacterized. The transcript is spliced from 3 exons. The coding region runs from base 1 to 2592 and encodes 863 amino acids. NCBI's taxonomy places the organism in Eukaryota, Viridiplantae, Streptophyta, Magnoliopsida, Ranunculales, Papaveraceae. The record is from RefSeq and is a predicted model, not a curated record.
AUGGUUUCUUCAAUUUCUUUUUGGGUCUUUUUUACUUUCGAUGUUAAAAGAAGAAGUAGAAUUAGAGUGUGGCUUUCUGUUAACAAGCCUGACAUUAUUGUGUUUCAAGAGUCUUUGCUUCCUAGUUGUAAUGAUGCUAUUGUUAGAAGUAUUUGGGGUCCUGGUUGUAUGGAUUGGCGAGCAUUAGAUUCUAUUGUCAGGUCUGGUGGGAUCCUUAUCAUUUGGAAUCCUAAUAAGUUAAUGUUGGAGAACUAUAUCAUCGGCUCUUACACUGUCAAUAUCCAAUUCAAGAAUUGUUUCGAUAAUUUUGUUUGGUUGUUGUCUGGUGCUUAUGGUCCUUGUUCUGCCGUUGAAAGAAGAGUCAUGUGGCGUGAAUUAAAGCUUAUGUAUAACAUAUGGGAGCUUCCUUGGUGCCUAUGUGGGGAUUUCAAUGAAGUUAGAUACAUGAGAGAAAGGAUGGGAUGCAAUAUUGUUUCUAGAGGUAUGAAAGAUUUCAACAAAUUCUGCGGCUUUUUGGAGUUGAUAGAUCUGCCAAUGACAGGUGGUAAAUAUACUUGGAGCACUACAUCUAACAACUCUGCUAAAAGUCUUAUAGACAGAUUUAUUAUUAACGCCGCUUGGGGUAGUCAAUUCCCUACUAUUUCUGUGUCUGCUCUUGCUAAACCCUUUUCAGAUCACAAGCCUGUUUGCUUGACUUGCAAUUUUGAAGACUGGGGUCCUCCUUCCUUUAGGUGUGAGGCUAUGUGGUUUUUGGAUCCUUCUUUUCUUCCUCUGCUAGAGGAGUGGUGGAAUUCCUUUUCUCUUAAUGGUUCUCCUGGUUUUGUUCUGGCCAAAAAACUUCAAGCUCUAAAGGCCAAAAUCAAAAUUUGGAAUAAGGAGGUGUUCGGAAAUAUCGAGAGAAAGUGUGAGAAGACCUUACUGGAAAUUUCUUCCUUGGAUCAGCUGGGAGAUGAUGAUGUUUUAUCCACAUCCCAAGUUCUUGAUAGAAAGUCCAAAAAGUUUGAGUUUGAAAAGCUUGCUGAUAUGAAGCAUCUUCAUUGGUUGGGUAAGUCUAGGAUGAACUGGCACCUUGAUGGUGGUAGAAACACAAAGUUUUUUCAUCGUAUUACUAAAAUGAGAAGAAGAAGGAAUACUUUCGCUAAACUGAAAGUUAACAAUGUGUGGAUUGAAGACAAACAAAUUAUCAAGGACAGUAUAGUUAGCCAUUUCCAAGAAAGAUUUAAGUGUGACGAAGACUAUAGCAUGGACCUUAGUGGUAUGCAACUGAAUAGUAUAUCCGAGGAAGACAAAAUUUGGCUGGAAAAAGAAUUCACUGAAAUUGAAGUAUUAUCAGCUCUUAAGAAGUUGGGACAAGAUAGAGCCCCCGGCCCCGAUGGGUUUCAAGCAAUUUCUAAAUUGUUGGCUGAGAGGCUGAAGACUUUGCUUCAUAAGCUGGUUUCUUCUCAUCAAUCUGCCUUUGUCAAAGGUAGACAAAUUCUGGAUAGUGUCUUAAUUGCUAAUGAAUGCUUAGAUUCAAGGAUUAACUCUAAGAUUCCUGGUUUAGUUUGCAAAAUUGACCUUGAAAAGGCCUUUGACAAUGUUAAAUGGUCCUUUGUUGAUGAAGUUCUAAAGAGAAUGGGUUUUGGGGAGGUAUGGAGAAAGUGGAUAGCUGGUUGUAUCAAGCAAGUUCCAUUCUCUGUUCUUGUUAAUGGCAGUUGUUGUGGCAAAUUUUCAAGCCAAAAAGGUCUUCGGCAAGGUGAUCUGUUGUCCCCAUUCAUCUUUCUUUUGGUCUCCGAGGUUCUUACGUCGAUGUUUACGAAGGCUGCUGAGGUAGGGUGGAUUGGUGGCUUUCAAGUUCGUUCUAAUGGUACUAGAGUUAGUCAUCUACAAUUUGCAGAUGACACUCUAGUUUUUCUUGAUGCGGAUAUUUCUCAAGUUAGGAUGCUUAAGUACAAUUUACUUCUAUUUGAAUAUGCUUCUGGCCUGAAAACCAACUUUGGUAAAAGCAAUAUUUUUGCGGUGGGUAAUGUUGAGAAUAUAGAGAUGCUUGCUUCUGUAUUUGGUUGUGCAAUUGCAGCUUUUCCAGCCAUCUACUUAGGUCUGCCCCUGGGAGAUAAAGCCUUGUCCUGCAACAAAUGGGAGAGAGUGGUGGAAAUGUGCUACAAUAGACUUGCAAUAUGGAAGAGUAGGUAUCUUAGUAAAGCAGGAUCUCGAUUGGGAAGCACAAAUCUAUUAGCUUACAAGGCUACCAAUGCUGGCUUCAGUUGGGAUUUAGGCUUAACACAUGGAAGAUUUAAUGAUGCAGAGAUAAAUGAGCUUUCAAUUAUUUUCAGAAAACUCGACUCAAUUGUGUUUCACCCGAUCCCGGAUGAAGAUGACUCUAUGGUUUGGCUUGGGGAUAAUUCUGGUUCCUUCACUGUCAAUUCGGCGUAUCAAGUUGUUGUUCAAGAUCCUACUUCUCCGUACUUCCCUCAUAAGCUCAUUUGGUCUAGAGCUUGGCCUCACAAGGUAGCUUUUUUCUUAUGGCAGUGUGUUUUAAAUAGGCUCCCUAUAACUGAUAAUCUGCAGGAAAGGAACGUCUCUACAAGUGGCAAUGUUAUAGUUAAUUUAUGA